This is a messenger RNA of Rotaria sp. Silwood1, 348 nucleotides long. Lineage: Eukaryota; Metazoa; Rotifera; Eurotatoria; Philodinida; Philodinidae. The record is from the annotation of a GenBank genome assembly.
AUGCUACUUGUUCGUAUCUUAUUGCAGAAACGAACACGUUUUCGUCAACCGAUUCAAUGGCGCAAACAUCGUAAAAUGGCUAUUCAACUAUUUGCAAUAUCAUCUCCUUAUCUUUUUUUUAAUCUACCCGAAAUGAUUGGUUCUCUGGCAAAACCAUUUGGUUCAACAUCCGAGAUCGCUAUAACUUUUGAGCUAUGGUUGAAUUUUAUCAGCUACUUUGCCGAGAUACUUCUUCCGCUUAUUUGUCUCGCCGCUCUCCAUCCUAAACCAUGGAGUCGAAGACAUCGAUUAGUAAACGCUGCAACCAUCACAUUGACCAAUCAAACACGUCGAGUUAAAAAUACAUAA